GGCACACGGCGCUACUGCCGAGCGCAGCGCCCACCCGCGCGAUGGCUCAGGCCGCCGGCCCGGCUGGCAGCGGGGAGCCGCGGGCUGAGGCGGUGGGCGGCGAGGGGCCGCAGGAGCCCCGGGCAGCCGGCGGCGAUGCCGGGGGCUCGCAGGACGCACUGAGCCUGGAGGAGAUCCUGCGGCUCUACAACCAGCCCAUCAACGAGGAGCAGGCGUGGGCCGUGUGCUACCAGUGCUGCGGCUCCCUGCGCGCCGCCGCCCGCCGCCGCCAGCCCGGCUGCCGCGUGCGCUCGGCUGCGCAGAUCCGCGUCUGGAGGGACGGCGCAGUCACCCUGGCGCCCGCGGCCGACGACGCGGGAGAGCCGCCUCCCGUUGCGGGUAAAUUGGGAUAUUCACAAUGUACAGAAACAGAGGUCAUUGAAUCUUUGGGAAUUAUUAUUUAUAAAGCACUGGACUAUGGUUUGAAGGAGAAUGAAGAAAGGGAAUUAAGCCCUCCCCUCGAGCAGCUCAUCGAUCACAUGGCCAACACGGUAGAAGCUGAUGGGAGCAAUGAUGAGGGCUAUGAGGCUGCAGAAGAAGGCCUGGAAGAUGAAGAAGAUGAAAAGAGAAAAAUCUCAGUUAUUCGGUCGUAUAGAGAUGUCAUGAAGUUGUGUGCUGCUCAUCUCCCUACUGAAUCAGACGCACCAAAUCAUUAUCAGGCAGUAUGCCGUGCCCUGUUUGCAGAAACAAUGGAGCUCCAUACAUUUCUGACCAAAAUUAAGAGUGCAAAGGAGAAUCUUAAGAAGAUUCAAGAAAUGGAAAAGAGUGAUGAAUCUAGCACAGACCUGGAAGAGCUGAAAAAUGCUGACUGGGCACGAUUCUGGGUACAGGUGAUGAGGGAUUUGAGGAAUGGGGUAAAACUUAAGAAGGUCCAAGAGCGGCAGUACAAUCCGUUGCCCAUUGAAUAUCAGCUCACCCCUUAUGAGAUGCUAAUGGAUGACAUUCGCUGCAAAAGAUAUACUUUGCGAAAAGUGAUGGUGAAUGGUGAUAUUCCCCCUCGGUUAAAAAAGAGUGCUCAUGAAAUCAUCCUCGACUUCAUCAGAUCCAGACCUCCUUUAAAUCCAGCCUCAGCCAGAAAACUGAAACCAACCCCACCACGGCCACGGAGCCUCCAUGAAAGAAUAUUAGAAGAAAUUAAAGCAGAAAGAAAGCUGCGGCCUGUCUCACCAGAGGAGAUUAGACGUAGCAGAUUAGCAAUGCGGCCACUUAGCAUGUCUUACAGUUUUGACUUGUCAGAUGUAACUACCCCUGAAACUACGAAGAAUCUUGUGGAGCCAUCUGUGGUGAAUGGAGGUUUGACAGCACAAACAAAAGAAAACGGGUUAAGUACCGAUCAACAGGUGCCUGCACAGCGGAAGAAGCUCCUCAAAGCCCCAACUCUGGCCGAACUGGACAGCUCUGAGUCUGAGGAGGAAACCCUGCACAAGUCGACCAGCAGCAGCAGCGUGUCUCCCUCUUUCCCUGAAGAUCCAGUCCUGGAGGCCAUGUCCACGAGGAAGAAGCCUCCAAAGUUCCUGCCCAUAUCAUCAACACCCCAGCCAGAGAGACGGCAGCCACCCCAGAGACGACAUUCCAUUGAAAAGGAAACGCCUACUAACGUGAGGCAGUUCCUGCCUCCUUCCAGGCAGAGUUCCCGCUCUCUUGUUCCUAGGAUAACCAGUGUAUGGCCAAGGACGCCUUUCCGACCACUUUUUUCUACCAUACAAACAGCUUCUCUGCUCAGCUCUCAUCCUUUUGAAGCAGCCAUGUUUGGGGUAGCAGGGGCUAUGUAUUAUCUGUGUGAGAGAGCUUUUACCAGCAGGUGGAAAUCCUCAAAGGAGGAAUUCUGCUACCCAGUGGAAUGCCUCGCUCUUACUGUGGAAGAAGUGAUGCAUAUUCGCCAGGUCCUGGUGAAGGCAGAGCUGGAAAAAUACCAACAGUAUAAAGACAUCUACACCGCCUUGAAAAAAGGAAAGCUCUGCUUUUGUUGCCGAACCAGGAGGUUUUCCUUCUUCACUUGGUCUUAUACUUGUCAGUUCUGUAAGAGGCCGGUGUGCUCACAGUGUUGCAAAAAGAUGCGGCUGCCAUCCAAGCCAUACUCCACUCUUCCUAUCUUUUCACUGGGACCUUCUGCUCUGCAAAGAGGGGAAAGUAGUACGAGGUCAGAUAAACCCUCCACUGCUCAUCAUCGGCCACUUCGGAGCAUUGCCAGGUUCUCCUCAAAAUCUAAGUCUAUGGACAAAUCCGAUGAAGAACUCCAGUUUCCCAAAGAGUUGAUGGAGGACUGGAGCACCAUGGAGGUGUGUGUGGACUGCAAGAAAUUCAUUUCGGAAAUCAUCAGUUCAAGCCGGCGCAGUCUGGUGUUGGCCAACAAAAGGGCCCGUUUGAAAAGGAAAACGCAGUCUUUCUACAUGUCCUCGCCAGGACCCUCGGAGUACUGCCCUUCGGAGAGGACGAUCAGUGAGAUCUGAGCCUCGUGCCUUUCAGCUGCCUUUGUGCUCAGAGUCAGUGUCCGUGCGCAAGAACACUGAGCCGGGCUGGCUCUCCUUUCUGUGGUUUUAUUUAAUAGGCUUGAAUUUGCAUUAGAUCAGAUUUUUGCUGCAUCACAUUAUUCCACAGACUGAAUGCUGUGUUCAUAUCGAUUGACGAUAUGUGACAGGUCCGCCAAUUGCUUGUUUGCACUGAGAGAGGAGAACAGUUUGAAACUUGCUUUUGUGUGUGUGUGUGUGUGGCUUUGGAAGCCAGUAACUCCUUCCUUGGUUCAGUUCUUUACUAUUCCUCGAAUAAUCUCCUGACUAAGGCAAAAAGAAGCUUCUCCUGUGAGAACCAGUCUAACAGAGAUGCCGAUGUCAGCACAGCCCUAAGCAGUAAGUCAUAUUGGCAUUUCCAUGUGACUGUGUUUCUAUCCCGUGUACAGAGAGAUCUAGAGCCCUACAACGCCAGGACCUGGGGGCUCACAGCACAGAACCUAGAAGCACCUGCUGACACUUUCCAACUGAUUUUUAAAUUACUGUUGCUUGGAGAUGAAAAUUACGUAAGGGACUUUAUGCCUGCAUUCUAGUGCAAAACAUCUGAAGAGCUGUACACCCUCAAGGGUGACUAUUUCCCCUGAGUGGCCGUGUUGUCCCAGUGCCCUGGAUCAGUAUCUCCUGAGUGGGUGACAGGUCUUCAUUUCCUAUCUUGAAUGUAUUAUGGUUACUAAUAGUUUUAUAAUGUUGGUCUAAGAAUUAAGGUUUUAUGGGAGUUUCAGGACAAAGGAAGGCUAAAAGUUUGUCAAGAAGUUGAGCACAUUUUGGUUACCUAUGAGAAGGGUUGCAACAGCGUAGAGUGGCAGCUCUUGGCCACGCUGUAGAAAUGAGCUGGAGCUCAUGUGUUUUCAACUGCAUUUUUCAUAACUUUAUAAUACAUCCAUCUCGACUAAAUUAAGCCACAAUUUGUUACGUAGGGUCUCAAACUGAAAUUUAUUUUUAUAAAUGAAUUUUAAAAGAAAAAAUAUCUACUUCUUUUAACGUUAGAAGAAAAUUAACCUGCUGACAGGCAAUAUUUUUAGGGUGCUUUCUGCACUAGUUUUCCUUGUAAAUGACUUGAGCGAGUAGGUUGGGUUUCUGAUGAAAGUAGACUGGGGGUAGUGUUGUAUGCCUCAAAUGUCUCAGUGUGUUUGGCCCAUACUAUGGGCUAUACGUUAUUUUGGUAUGCUUACAAAUGACCAACCAAUUAAAUUGCCAUUAAUGUUCAGAAAACCUGUUAAUGCACAUGCACAAUAAUUUCCUGAGAGCAUAGGACAUGUCUGUAGUCAGCUCCAUGAUAGCACCGUUUCAUGAGAGGCAUGGCGGCUGCAUUUCAUACCACAUCAAAAUACAGUAACAUUUCUAUACUAAAUUAACAGUAAUACCUCAGAACUGUUCCAGUAGUAGUUUUUAAUGGAUUGAAAUUUACAGUUUAGUAAAUGGCUUAAAAUUACUUAUGAAAUAAAUUUUACCAGUUGACUAAAA
Sapajus apella (tufted capuchin) is the source of this 4010-nucleotide messenger RNA. RefSeq names its product spire type actin nucleation factor 1 (gene SPIRE1). Gene Ontology annotation, molecular function: actin binding. Gene Ontology annotation, cellular component: cell cortex; cytoplasmic vesicle membrane. The record is from RefSeq and is a predicted model, not a curated record. The coding region runs from base 42 to 2489 and encodes 815 amino acids. Lineage: Eukaryota; Metazoa; Chordata; Mammalia; Primates; Cebidae. The transcript is spliced from 18 exons. Gene Ontology annotation, biological process: actin nucleation; establishment of meiotic spindle localization; actin filament network formation.